Messenger RNA from Miscanthus lutarioriparius, 273 nucleotides. NCBI's taxonomy places the organism in Eukaryota, Viridiplantae, Streptophyta, Magnoliopsida, Poales, Poaceae. The record is from the annotation of a GenBank genome assembly.
AUGAGGACUAGUAUCCAAAUUAGUGUGAUGCUCCGCCUUAGCCUCGCCCUCCUAUUAGCACUCUCUUCAUCAGGAUUAACGAAGAAGGCACCAGAAGAAAGCGUGUACGAGCCUGACUAUUGUGAGAAACAGCUUAUCAUGUGGGGUCACCGGUGUGAUCCUCAAAACUGCAUCACGUUCUGCACUUACGCGCGAUAUGAUACCGGAAACUGCGUGACAAACGGAUGCUUAUGCACCAAUUUGCCGUGCAGAGGAAAGAAACUCAACGACUAG